UGUAUACGUGUGUUAUAUUUUUGUAAGGUGAACAAGAUGGCGGAUCGUAAACAACCUGGGACAUGACAUUUAAAAUGAUUUAAUCGGACAUUUUAUUAGAAUUCCAAUCGGUGACCGGUGUGAAGUAAGAAUAUAAUGGAGAAUCCCCAACACCAACUGGAACAUGUUUACUCUCAGACAUUGAAAUAAUUCCCAGGAAAUACGUGUUAUGUUGAAGUGGUCGGACAACCCCGAUCUUAUAUCACGUAUGACGCACGAUCACGGUACGGAUAUAAAGAUUAUUGGACGGAAAGAUGAUAAAAUAUAAUCGUUGUUUUUCAUCAUUAUAAGAGACGAUUUCAUAGUUCCAUAUCUUAAACAUAAUAGAGUCUAGAGACAGCUGUAUAUUGAGGGAGCUGGCUCCUUUAGGUGUAGGAGAAACUCAAGUCACGUGACUUAUUGAGCAUCAGGAUAAUUUGCUUUAUGAACUAGUGAUCGACGUAUGACCUGUUGAUAUGUAGUGAUAAUCUAAUAUAAGGAUAAUCGGUUAUAAGUAAUUGAAAUGGCAUUGUUAGAAGGAAUUAUACAUAUGAUCUACUGAAACAAUGUUCCUUUUGAUUACAAAGUUUAAUUAGAGACAUCUCUACACUGUAAUUAGGUCAUGGGUGUUUCGAAAUAAAAAGAACUCGCUUAUUACCUAUAUAUGACUAUACCAGAAGAUAACCGUCAAAUUCAGCGAAUCUUUCAAAUGGUCAUCCUCCCACACCAGGAGACAUUUCGUAGGACAUACGUAUACUAAUCUCACAGUAUCUGGUUUGACAGUGCCAUGGCCCAGGUGAAUGUGUCGCAGCCUUUUACGUGUAGUUAUGUGCCGUAUCUGGAAUGACAGUGUCAUGGCCCAGGUGAAUGUGUCGCAGCCUUUCACGUGUAGUUAUGUGCCGGAUAAAUGUGUCUGUGUAGCUUGUCAGAGAACCAUCGACAGAGGUUGUCUCAGAAUAGGCCUAGUCCGGGGUCAGGGGUCAGACACGCGGCUGGACUCGUACCACUCGUCAUGUUUUUGGGAGAAAUGUCCUUAUAAACAACAUGUUCGUGAGACAAGCCUUGACCGUUUGACAUUCGUAGAGCUGUUCCAUGGGUUUGAAGGCAUGUUGUCGCACGACAGACUAAAACUGGAACAGGAUGCAUGUAAGCCUCCCGGAAAAUUCAAACGGAAGCAUCGCCAUAUCGGAUUGGUUGCCAGUGGUACCGAUGACGUCAGUCUUGACGGCGGAGACUAUGAACUCGAUGAUAACACAUUUGACUUAAGUAACUUAAUUUGCGUACAUGUAUUCCGGUAUAAACUUGAUGUGUAUGUAAGCAUUCGGGAAUAUUUUAAACCUGUGAAUGCUACAGUUGCCAAGGCAACAAAAACAGGCAUUAGUUUGACGUCCAGACAGUGGAACACAGUUUGUCGGAAGCGAUACGGAAUCGAUAGUGCAUUAAAAGAGAUCGGAGAGAGUCAGACGAAAACGAAAAAUAAAGGAACUGAUGCAAUCAAAGACGAUAAUGUCGAUGGCGGAGAUGAUGAAGAAAGUCAGGUCGUGUUUUCGUUGUCAUGGAAACGACGAAUUAGCAUAUUCCGAAAGCACAAAGAACCUGUUGUUGACAUCCGGGACUUUUCGGAGGAAAAAACUUUCAAACCAGCAGGUCGGGGUAUAACGCUAUCCCGAACUCAAUGGAACAAACUGAAAUCAUUGAUUGAUUGUGUGAAUUAUUCCGUGAUUCUGCUUUCGAAAGAAUGAUACAUGUAUUAAAAGAUUUAGUAUGAUUAAAUUGAAAUGCUGAAA
Molecule: messenger RNA, 1805 nt
Organism: Pecten maximus
Lineage: Eukaryota; Metazoa; Mollusca; Bivalvia; Pectinida; Pectinidae
Exons: 3
Coding region: 819-1760 (313 amino acids)
Biological process (GO): positive regulation of transcription initiation by RNA polymerase II
Molecular function (GO): DNA binding; zinc ion binding; transcription coactivator activity
Source: RefSeq, a predicted model, not a curated record